AUGAUGGAAAGACUCGUAAAUGAAAGAUUCCUAUGGUGGCUUGAAAACAAUAAAAAAUUGAAUAGAUUACAAAACGGUUUUAGGAGGGGAAAAUCUUGUUCGGAAAAUUUGGCCAAAAUCACUGCGGACAUAAAAAGCUCUAUCUUGUUGGAUGGAUACUCAUUGGGGGUAUUCUUAGAUGUGUCCUCGGCAUAUGACAAUGUGGAUUUUAGUACAUUAAAGAGAAAAUUAAUUUCGGAGAGAUGUCCAAAAAAAAUUUUCAAUUUUAUUAACAGGUGGUUACAAACUAGAAAUACCGAAUUUAUUGUUAACAACAAUAAAUCACUGUUUAGAAAUGUUGACAAGGGUUUGCCUCAGGGAGCGGUACUCAGUCCAAUUUUGUAUGCGUUUUAUACGAAUGACAUAACCAACGAAAUAGAAAAUGACAUUAAUGUCUUACAAUUCACGGACGAUAUCGCGUUAUAUAGGUGUAGCUAUAGUAGACUAGACAAUAAGAAUCGUAUUGAAGCAGCUGUGCAGACAAUUGGAAAAAAUUUAAGUAAAAUCAACUUAGAAUUAGAACCAAAAAAAACAAACCUCGUAGAAUUCUCAAAAUCAGGUUUUAUUGAUAAGAAUUUGAACAUCAAAAUCAAGGGAAUGGAGAUCAAUAACCAGGGGACAGCAAAAUUUUUGGGUAUCUGUUUCGAUAACAACUUAAAAUUUGUUCAACAAAUUAAGGAUGUUAGAGGGAAAAUUAAUAGAGCGAAUUCAAUCCUUAAAUACCUAAGUAACGUGUCAAGAGGAGUAGAAAUUAAUACGGCACUUAUGCUGUACAAGAGUAUCGUUAGAUCCAUAGCGGAUUACGGUAGUUUUAUAUACGCACCCCAAAAUGAAGAUGCGAAAUUAAAAAUAGAACGGGGUCAAUUUUUGGGCGUAAGAACAGCCCUAGGCUAUAGGAAUUCCACUCCAAAUAAUGUGAUAAUGGCAGAAGCUAAAUUAACCUACUUGUCAGACAGAGCUUUAAUGUUAGCAAAAAAUUUUUGCCUUAGAGUUUAUAAAUAUGGAAUAGAUAGUAUAAGAUUAAGUCUGAAUAAUCUAGUCGAAUCCGAAAAAUAUAUUAGAUAUAGGAAUCCCUUGAAAAAGAUCAGUAUUUUGAGCCAGGCUUGGACCUACGCUAAUGGUAACAGCAAUGUCAUUGGAGAAAAAGAAAACGGUUAUGAAUUAUGGAAUAUGGAGUAUGAGACUCUUAAUACGAAAAUAGAGAUGGACUGUGAAAUCGGUCAAGAAUAUAGUAUUAUACCAAAAAACGUUCAAUUUAAUGUCAAUAAUAUUAAAGGUUAUAACAACAUAGAUAAAGAAUUUAUUAAUAACACUAAAAAGAAAUACAAAUUAAAUGACAAGACAUUGUUUGUGUACACUGACGGGUCGAAGUCUUUAAACUCAGUAGCUACAGGUGUGGGCAUAGUUUUCGAGGAUCAGGAGGAGGGAUUUUAUGCGAGUAUUCCUAAAAAAUGUUCUAUUUUUACGGCGGAAGCGUUCGCCAUAAAGACUGCGUUGGAAAUGGCGUAUAGAAAAAGAGAUAGUUAUAAUAAUUUUGUUAUUGCUACGGAUAGUAAAUCAGUGCUGCAAGCUGUAUGUUUUAAAAAAUUGUAUACUUACCAAAAUAAGUAUGUACUAGAAAUUAAGAAAUGGUACUGUAAAUUUAAAGAGUCAAACAAAGAGAUAAUAUUUGUGUGGAUCCCAUCUCAUCGUGGGAUAUCCGGUAAUGAAUUGGCAGAUUAUUUGGCUAAAUGUGGUGCGGAGGAAGCAGCAGGCGAGGAGAUUGAGGUGCCAAUUUACGAUUUAAAAGUCGAGACGAUCGAACAAGCAUGGAGAAGUACAAUGGAAAAGAACAUUAGGCUUUUCGAAACAAAGGGAUGUUUCUAUUAUGAAAAUUUUCACAGUGGGGACAAAAAACCCUGGUUUCACGGAAGAGAGGCGGAGAGAGGUUUUAUGACCUUUAUUAAUAGAAUUAGAGUAAACCAUUAUAAUUUGAACGCCUCACUAGCUAGAAAGGGAUAUAUUGAGGACGAGAGAUGUGAAUGUGGAAACGAGAUGGAGGACAUCGAUCACGUGGUGUGGCGCUGUAGCAGAUACGACGAGGAGAGAAUGGUAAUGGGAGAGAUCCUACAGAGAAACGAUUUGGAGGGAGUGGAGAGUGUCGUGGAUUUGAUCAAGGAAGAGAAUUGGCCUAAAGUCAAAAUAAUAUACGACUUUAUAAAGAAGACGAAAAGAAUCAUAUAA
Messenger RNA from Solenopsis invicta (red fire ant), 2262 nucleotides. RefSeq lists its product as uncharacterized. Gene Ontology annotation, molecular function: RNA-DNA hybrid ribonuclease activity; nucleic acid binding. Bases 1 to 2262 code for a protein of 753 amino acids. The transcript has a single exon. The record is from RefSeq and is a predicted model, not a curated record. NCBI's taxonomy places the organism in Eukaryota, Metazoa, Arthropoda, Insecta, Hymenoptera, Formicidae.